Messenger RNA from Perca flavescens (yellow perch), 729 nucleotides. RefSeq names its product synaptogyrin 1a (gene syngr1a). The record is from RefSeq and is a predicted model, not a curated record. The coding region runs from base 1 to 729 and encodes 242 amino acids. Lineage: Eukaryota; Metazoa; Chordata; Actinopteri; Perciformes; Percidae. The transcript is spliced from 5 exons. Gene Ontology annotation, cellular component: neuromuscular junction; synaptic vesicle membrane.
AUGGAGGGUUUCCAGGCGUACGGGGCGGGGAAGGCAGGCGAGGCGUUCGACCCGCUGGUGUUCUUCAGACAGCCUCAGACCGUUCUGAGGGUCGCCUGCUGGCUCUGCUCCGUCGUGAUCCUCGGCUGCGUUGCUAACGAGGGCUACGCUAACCAUCCCGAAGAGGAGGAUGAGUUCUGCAUCUUCAACCGCAACCAGCACGCUUGCAGCUACGCCAUUGCCAUAGCAACGCUGUGCUUCCUGUGCAGCAGCGGCCUCCUGGCACUGGACUCCUAUUUCCCUCAGAUUACUGGCGUGAAGGACAGGAAGAAGGCUGUCAUGGCCGACAUGGCCCUGUCAGCUCUUUGGUCUCUGUUCUGGUUCGUGGGUUUCUGUUUUCUGGCCAAUCAAUGGCAGGUUUCUAAAGAAGAAGAAAACCCUCUGAAUGAAGGAGCUGACGCUGCCAGAGCCACCAUUGUCUUCUCCUUCUUCUCCUUCUUCACCUGGGCGCUGCAGUGUUUGCUGGCCGUCCACAGGUUCAAACUGGGAGCUGAUUCUGUCACAUUCAACCAGGAGUACGUUGACCCCAACCAACAGGAAGCUCUGCAGGAAGCCUUGUUUGUCCAUCCGUCUUCCCCCUCUUCUCCAGGAUCAGGUCUCGGAGGCAGCAGCUCCAGCAGUAACCCCCAAACUUCCCUUUCAGCCACAUUACCCAGCGGUGACUGUGGCAUCCCGACACAAAUUCUCUGA